Molecule: messenger RNA, 1261 nt
Organism: Colletotrichum godetiae
Lineage: Eukaryota; Fungi; Ascomycota; Sordariomycetes; Glomerellales; Glomerellaceae
Product: CAP domain-containing protein
Exons: 1
Coding region: 141-764 (207 amino acids)
Cellular component (GO): extracellular region
Source: RefSeq, a predicted model, not a curated record
CAUGUGGGAAUAUUCGAGGAAUCCAGUAGUAUUUAUCCUAGCUCACAUAGGCUUCAUCGCAUCUUACAAGGCUGUUGUGCACCCUGAAGUGGAAUCAUCAGCACUCAAAACAGCACACCGAGUCUCACUCAUUCGAAGCGAUGUAUCUCACAAAAGCACUCACUCUCGCCCUACUCCACACCUUAGUCUCCGCUCAGACGGUGGUAACAAUCACUGAAGCGCCCCCGAGUCCAACGGCAGAGCCACAGUGGACAUCAGACAACACCUUCACCUCGGCCGUCCUCAAUAGCACAAACUUUUACCGCGGUGAGCACAAUGCGUCAUCCGUGACAUGGAACGAAACGCUUGCCGACUUCGCGGCAGACUACCUCGACGACAUGUCAGGCGACAGCUGCGACUUUGAGCACUCGGGCGGUCCCUAUGGCGAGAACUUGGCUAAGGGAUACCCUAACACGACCGCGAGCGUUGAGGCAUGGGGCGAGGAACGCGACGACUACAACUUCAAAAAGGGCGAAUUCGACGAGGACACUGGACACUUCACGCAACUGGUGUGGAAAGACACGACGGAUGUCGGGUGUGGUCGCAAGCUGUGUGGUGACGGGCAGUGGUAUCUCGUGUGCGAGUACUGGCCGAGGGGCAACGUCGUGGGCCAAUUUACAGAGGAAGUGCAAAGUCAAGAAUCGCUGGGUGUGCGGAUGAGCCCCAGUGUCGUUCCGUACCUGUUAGCUGUUGCUGGCAGUGUGACAGCAUGGAUCUUGUCUUGAGAGGCAUUCAUCGCCGGCGCUUAUUUAGGUGAAUGAAAAGCCUUUUUUUAAUGGUAAUCUGACAAUGAGUAAGGGGUCUCAUUCUGCCUGGCCCCUCCAAUUACAUAUUCCAGGCUUAUUCGAGACGGUUGAAAUUUCCUCACCCGAACCACUACCAAACUUCUUACACCCAUUUGAUGGCCAUCUCACACCCGUCAUAUCGACUUAUUCACUUCGACACACGAAGCACAUCCGAAUGGAUUUUUCCUUCACUUAUUGAGGCUUACUUCAUCUCAAUGUCAAUCACACAGACUUUCCCCAUCCCAGACCCGAAGUUUGAUAAGUAUCGCGUAGGAAGGGAGAGGAUCCGCGUCUCGCGAGAUGCCCAAGAUCCGACAAGGGAUGCAUAGAUUGCCCGUUGUUAUCCGGCCUGCCUUUACCAAGUAAAACUGAGCUGGUCUGAUACUUGACUCCGGCUAGAGUCCCUCUCUGCCGGUGCUGUAGCAACUAAUCUCCAC